GUCAACGCGCCGCCGGCUGCCAGCGGAGCGGUGGACGACAGCGACGUGUACAGUCGGUGAAGUCCUUCGUCGAGGCACGAGUGGUGAGCGGGAUUCUGUAAGCGCCGCCUGCAUGCAGCUCUGCUUCCCCAGUGGACGAGGUACCAGGGUAUCGGCAUUAUGCUGGCAGGCCAGCGCCAGCGCUCGACUAGCAACCUCCAAAGCCCUCCUCCGCCAUCUCGAGGACCACCGUACUACUAUCCCACCGCCCCCGACGGCUCGCUGCUGUACGAGAGCCCGCAACACCACCCCGCGAAUGAGCUGCUGCGACCACAUCCAUCCGCUUCACCCUACCCGCCGAGCGCGACGUUUGCUUCAUCGCCAAGAGCUCGAGCACAUACCUAUGCCGACCCAAUAAUGCAGCCGUCCACGCCCGGCGGCCAUGGGCAGCAGCAGCACCAAUGGCCGCCGCCCGGCUCGAGGCAUGGCCAGCCAGACGGACAGCGAGGUUUCCCACCGCCUCCUCCGCCUCUCCAGCCGCAAUCGCAGCCAGGCAUGCCAUGGCCUCCUCCGCCUCCAGGACAAUUGCGGACUCCUAUAGGUGCCUUUCACCCUCCUCCUCCUCCGCCCUCGGGUUAUGGCUAUUCGAAUCAAUUGCGUCCCGGCUAUGCGCCGAGCCAGAACCAGCCCAAAGAACCACGAGCGUACGAUCCGAGUGCAUAUUCCGAGUACUUUCAGCUACCACCGAUGCCUCCUCCAGAUCAGCCUCUCACAUCGGCCACGUACAUACCGGGUGGAGAGAGUUUUGGUCCCGGUGUAGGCAUUCCACCUCUGCACGAUAGCAGGACGCCAGUACAUCAACCCGCGAGGCCGGUGCCAGUGCCUCACCAACACACUCCGAGUUACUACAGGGGAGGGUCGGAAGACUUCACGACGCAAAACAAUUCGCAAGCCCUAUACAACAACUUCUAUAGCCAGCAGGAUGCGGCAGAGAGGUCAUGGUAUUCGACGUACGCGCAACGGGAGCAGCCACCACUAGCAGCAUCUGCCCCUCCGCAGAGUAGCCUUCCUCCUCCUACUCCAACCACAGGGAAACCGAAAGCCUUGAUUGCCCCAGCGAAAGAGACAGAGCAGCAUGUAUCACCCGCUCACGAUGCGAGGACGGCAUUCUCUCAUUCGUCCUUCAGUCACCAUGCUGAGAGCAGCAGUGGCCUGACGAGUACCAACCGCGACCAUUCUUCAUCAGGCGAUACUCCUGCUUCUCCAGCGGACCAGAACUGGCCCGCAGAUCGCAUACAGAUAUGGCUUGUGGCGCACAGCUUUUCGAAAGAGUGGCAGGCAGCAUUCCAGCAUUUGGGUGUGCAUGGCAGUGCCUUUUUGGAUAUUGGCAGGAGCGGCGGACAGAGAAAUAUUGGGUUCAUGACGCACACUAUCCUCCCACAAGUCGCAAGAGAAUGCACUUCGAAUGGAGUUGUCUGGGACCAGGCAAAAGAGCGGGACGAGGGGAAGAGGUUGCGAAGAUUGGUGCGAGAAGUCAUCAGGAGUGGUGGAGGAGGAACACCACACACUGCGGCGACCAGCAGCACUGCGAGUCUGCCUCUACGGGCGAAUCGACGGGAGUCUCAGCAGAAUCUAAAUUCGACAAGCGCAGGCACAGAAGGUAACGUGGAGAGCUCGCCAAGCAUGUCGCGUACCGACAAUACAGUCUUUGGCUCAACGCCUUCCACGGCCGGUGGAGGAGAAGACUCUCCGGGAGCGAGGAUGCCUAACAUCACGAAAGGGAAUACGGCGGGUUUCCGAUCAAUCACACUCGACUCCUACGAUCAGAAGCGGAGUGCGGAGUCUCGCAGUGCUCUGGGAGCUGCGGGAGACUUGAAGCAGCGACAUCACUCACCUAGUGGAGCUGUUGCAGCCAGCCCGCAGCAGAGUCCUGGCUUGACGAAUGCGCGGCCACAGCCAAAUGGCCACGCACGAACGAGCAGCGGUGUAGGCGGACACUUCCGAGGCACGAGCAUCAGCGCAAUGAGCGACAGGUCAGGUAACGGGCAUGGUGAAGAGUACACCCCCAGAACAGGUCUCGAUAGCCACCGUCCGCCACCAUCUGAUGGCGGACGUGGUAGCAGUCGAGAUACGCCACAGAGUGCGACUGCCCGCGAGCAUCGUGGCGGUCUGUGGGCAAAGUUUCGCCGUGGUGCCAAAGGCAAAGACGCGGAUCACGCCUCACCUGAGGAUGAACACGGUCCGAGGAGCCCUGGAGUAUACAAGAAUGGGCAGCUGGUUGCGGGUUCUGAUGUCUCACUGAACGACCGAUCCUCUGGCAAGAUCCACGCAGACUCUGAUAGUGUCGCAGCGCAGCGCGGCCGGCCUAUUGCGAGGAAAGAUGACAAGAAAUUCGUGUUUGUCACACCUGAUGGCUGGAACUACCGGCUUAUUGAUAUUACUGAUGUCGAAGAUGCUGCACAGCUGCGGAUGGUCAUUUGCUAUAACCUUGGAAUCCCCGAAAGCGACGAGAUUUCAAUUCACAUCACUUCUCCAGGCAAAGAGGAGCAUGAGGAGGAGCUAAACAGCGACAUGUUGCUUGCCGCAAGGGCUCGCAUUGCUGAUCCAAAUGGAAGUCUAAAGCUGUACGUUCGCGGGCCGAAUACCGGGGCAGAACCAGCGCCCGUCAGUUCAGGACUAGGUCUUUCAGGCGUGCCACAAGAAGCCUCUGCCAAGCCCACAUUCUCCGGCAAACCUCUGGACGAGGAUACGCUGCAGCGCUUGCAGGGAAUUAAUAGUGCAGACUUACCAUUCGCGAUACCUUCGAUCAGAAAAGGAGAUAGCCCGGCGUCCGACCGUAACAGGCUUGCUCAGAUCAUUCCUAAAAAGGAUGGCGAACAGCUUAUCAAACGACAAGAGGAGUUCUUGCAGAAUCACUUCCAAAUGCUACCAGAAGACAAGCAGCAAGAGCUGCUUGCAGCGCGCGCCGAGGAGCACAGGCGAGAGACCGAGCGAAAACGAAAGGACUACCAAGCUCAACGGUCCAGCAGGCUGGUUGAUAUGGGCAAUGGCAAGAAAGUACACGAUUUCGACUCGCCUCGAACGCCAUACGAGCAGCACGCUCCGACGGCUCCUCGUCCCGAGUCUUCGGGCUCUGGCUCAAACGACUUCGAGCGACGCACAGAUCUGCAACCAGUUCGCAAAGCUCCGCCCGUGCCUGAGCCGACUGCCACAUUAGUGAAGGCGAACAGUCUGACGAAGAAGGGACCUACCACAACGCGGACGAGCUGGCCCAAUCGACGGGACGAAUGGAAGCGUAACUCAAAUGGAUCGAUUCCGGAAGAGGACAGCAAGAAGCCUGGCGUCAAAGGUAUCGGUGCAGCAUUGGCGGGCGCUGGCAAAGCCGCUGGUGCUAUCGCUCACCCGAGCGCUAGCCCACACAGUGCACCUGCCGGCACUGCACCUACGAUGCCUUCUGGUCUACAAAAGUCGUCCACCGCGCCCGAUCUGCACAACGGCCAGAAUGGCAAUUCUGCUGGCUCACUAGCGAACGCUGGGUUUGGUCGAGCGAGCCCGAACGGUCGUGCCGAGUCACCUCGAAGUCCUUACACGAGGUCGAAAGGAGGUCAGACGUUCCGUGUGCCAGAAUAUGUUGAACCUGAAGACGAUGAGGAUACCCUCAAAGCGAGCCAGCGACCAGGACUUCCGCAACUGCGGAUGCCAUCGAACCCUACGUUCGACAGGCUGCGCGAUCAACCUGGUCGCCACAGCCCGCCACUCAGUCCGAGCUCACAGCACACUGCACCUAGUGGAUUGAGCAGGGCGGUCAGCAAACAUGGACCAAGCUUUGAUGUGCCGGAGAACACGAUUGAGUUCGCUACAUCGCCCAAUGCCGGUCUGUACGAUUCCGACGAUGACUCCGACGACGGUCUAUUCGCCAUUCCUCUAGCUAAGCAGAAGGAGAAGGUAGGCAUGUCUGCAGGAUUGUCGACCAAACUCUCGACCAGGAAGCCAUCAGACAAGAAGGCUCGUGAAAUCCUGGGCAUGCCUCAAGUUUCUCCAGCACGAUCGCCGAACAGACCUCCGCUUAAGAUACAAACAUCCAGGGCGACAGUCAAAUUCGAGUCGCCGAAGUUGCCGCCCAGCGACAAACUCGGAUCCAUUGGCGAAGGCACUGAUAGUGGAGACAGCCACUACCCGCACUCUGCAUCAACCACAGGUCCAUGGUCUGCGGACUCUCCGAAGGACUCUGCUCAAUUCGAUCCUCGCCGUGGUAGCGUCGCCUUCGAUAGCAACAACUGGGCGAACCGUCCCCCCGUUGAAGACAUUGCUGAGCAGCUUGACAACUUCUUCCCAAACGUCGAUCUUGAUCAACCCAUGGGAGAAGAAGGCGAAGAAGCUGAAGGACGUGGGCCGACAGAAGACAAACCUGUUGGACUGGACCCGCAGGCCUCGUCCUCUGACACCAGCGCAAGCCGCAGCGUGACACCCGCAUCCAGUAUUGAUGACCAAGAUGGCACUCUGGGCAGUGAGGAGUCUACGCUCAAGAGCAAUUACAACUCCGUGGCACAUCGCAGUGUGCGCAAAUCUGGAGGCCUGGGCCGCACGAAGAGUAUCCGUGAUGUGGUGAAGAACAAUUACGCCCACGGCAUGUUGUCACACAAUCCGUCAAUCUCCUCACAUGCGUCUAGUCGACACCCGAGUGUCUCCAACCUCACUUUCCAACAGCCGCUUCAGAAUAGGAUCAGCACUUUGCGCAACGAUGUGACCAGCAGCAUCGUGCGACGGAAGUCCACCAAGAUGUUCGGCGCCAAGAUAGAACAAGUGAAACCUCAAAGAGGCAGCCGACUCAUCAAUAACCUCGAGACAAUCCCUCAAGAUCACAUUGGUGUCGUGAAGCCUGAGCGACAGCCCACUUUCAAAUGGAUGCGAGGUCAGCUUAUUGGGAAGGGUACUUUCGGUCGAGUGUACCUUGGUAUGAAUACAACGACGGGUGAGCUGCUCGCUGUCAAACAGGUCGAAGUCAACCCCAAGGCCCAAAAUGCAGAUCCCCAAAAGGUUCGGGAGAUGGUGAAGGCACUUGAUCAAGAAAUCGACACCAUGCAGCAUCUUGACCACGUCAACAUUGUGCAGUAUUUGGGUUGCGAAAGGAAGGAAUACUCCAUCUCUAUCUUCCUGGAGUACAUUUCUGGUGGCUCUGUCGGCUCCUGUCUCCGGAAGCAUGGCAAAUUCGAGGAACCAGUCGUCUCAUCUCUCACGCGACAGACUCUCUGUGGCCUGGCUUACUUGCACUCGGAAGGCAUCUUACAUCGUGAUCUCAAAGCAGACAACAUCCUCCUCGAUCUCGACGGAACUUGCAAAAUCUCCGAUUUCGGUAUCAGCAAACGCAGCGCAAACCCAUACAAUAACGACAUCACCAACUCGAUGCAAGGCUCUGUCUUCUGGAUGGCGCCAGAAGUCAUUCGCGCUCAGUCACAGGCUUUGAAUGUGUCGGGUGGCAGCAGCGGAAACAGUAAUGGCGGUAUGGACACCAUCUCCAACCAAGGAUAUUCUGCCAAAGUGGACAUUUGGUCUCUUGGAUGCGUGGUCUUGGAGAUGUUCGCUGGUCGACGUCCUUGGAGCAAAGAAGAGGCUAUUGGUGCCAUCUACAAAUUGGGAAGCUUGAACCAGGCUCCUCCGAUUCCGGAUGAUGUGUCCACGGUCGUUGGGCCUGCGGCGCUGUCGUUUAUGUAUGAUUGUUUCACGAUUGAUCCUGGUGAGCGUCCUACGGCCGAUACGUUACUGCGAGCACCGUUCUGCAUUUUCGAUCCGCAUUACAAUUUCUUGGAUACCGAGCUUUAUGCCAAGAUUCGUGGAGCGUUUUAGAGGAGAAAUUUGUCUGUUGGAUUCUGCGAUAUUCGACCCAAUCCAUGAAAAUUUUGCAACCUCGGACUGAUAUUUGCUGCGUUUCUUGAGAUGCAAUCUAUAUAUACCCACCUGUUGUAUAUGCUUUGCUCUGACGUUGUGGCAGACUUGGGGGAGAUUUGAGAUGUACAGGUGUUUGUUGUGGCGCAAGAGGUGGCUUUUCUUCUUUUCAUCUUUAUCACGAUUUACGAUACGAGGUUUUAGUGCAACAAUUCGAUCAGCGCGAGCAUGUAGGUAGUAGAGACGAAAGAAGGCUGUGAGAGUCCGACGAUUCUGAAUGGAAAGGGGAAUGACCAGUCGUUG
This is a messenger RNA of Cercospora beticola, 6165 nucleotides long. NCBI's taxonomy places the organism in Eukaryota, Fungi, Ascomycota, Dothideomycetes, Mycosphaerellales, Mycosphaerellaceae. The record is from RefSeq and is a predicted model, not a curated record.